CGAGGGCGGAAGUUCAGCCGAGAACACGGAAAUGGAAGAAACCGAUUCCUCGCGUCCUUGCAGCAAUAAUCUCAUUUACGGCGAGGUGAAACCUCUGCAUGCCACCAGCCCUCAGGACAUUCUUCAAGAAUGUCUUCAGACAAGGCCAAAUUACCAGUCCGACUACCCCUUGGUGCUGGACAGGCCGAAUUUCAAGAAGGAUCUCAGGUCUCCCAAGGAUCUGGAAGACGACCGGAAGGUCUGGGAGAGUAGCAAGAAUCCCGAUUCCAAGGAAUAUCCGAUGUCCGGAGAUUCCUGUCGAAACGAUUGUUGUGGCGUCGAAAGCGUGAGUGCAGAGGACAUGGAUCUUGUCGAGUCUGACUCCUCUCGUCCUUGCGGCACACAUCCUGUCUAUUGUGAGACGAAACCCCUACUCGCUCCGACUGUCCAGGACCUCUCUUCAGAUUAUCACCAGGCGAGGUCCAGCUACCAGCUCGACUGUCCCCCGAUCGUGGACAGGACGAGUUUCCAGGACCUUUCGAUUCCUCCUCGAGAGGAUGACCGGAGGAUCUGGGAAAACCUGAAGAAAUCCGAGACCAAGGAAUACACGGCCACCGCAGAUUCCUGUCGGAGUGAUUACAGUGGCAUGGAAGGCGGCAGUUUCUCUAAAAGUGCGGAAACGGAAGAGACCGAUUCUUCGCGUCCCUGUAGUAACAACCCCGUCUUCAGGGAAACGAAACCCCUGCACGCGAGUCGGGACGGCCCUCAGGAAUUCCUCCAGGGGAUGUCGAAUUACCGAUCUGAGUAUUCCCUGGCCUUUGACAAGCCGAACUGCAAGAAGGACCUCCAGAUCUCUGCCGACAGGGAGGACGACAGGAAGUUCUGGGAAAGCAACUCGAAAUCGAACCCUAAGGACUGCCCCGUCCCUAGGGAUUCCUGCGAGAGCGAAUAUCAACCCACGAUAAAGCAGGAACCGGGAGAGUCGAAGGAGCAGAACAAGGAUUGGGUUUGUCCAGUUCCGGAAGUCGAGGUCGGAGAAUCCGCUACUGGAGAACCGCACGUUCGCGCAAGGAAAGACAUCCCUCGUGGAACGAGGUUUGGUCCUUACCUGGGAAAAUGGACUGGAGAGCCCUUCGACCUUCGCUAUGCCUGGGAGGUACGCAUCGCCGCAAAUGGAGUACGAGGAUGGCUGGAUGCAUCUCACGUGAAGAGUAAUUGGCUGAAGUAUAUAAGGAGUACCACUAGACCACAGACCGUGAACAUGCGACAUGUCCUCAUUGGUGGACAGAUGCUGUACGAGGUAAUCCGAGAUGUCGUCGUGGGCGAAGAGCUGCUUCUCGGUCUUCGAGUACCUCUUCAGCUACAAGACAUGCUCGGCGAUAAUACGACCGAGGACAAAAGCGACCGAGAGACCGCUUCUCAACACAGCGGCACUGUUGAGGAGGACAGAGAUAACGUAGAAGAGGAAGAGGCCAGAUGUCCAGUUUGCGACAAAUGUUUCCAAGACAUUGAAUUUCUCGAUCUUCACCUGGUCACUUGCCACCGGUACCCGGCCCAGCAGCACAGGUGUGACAGUUGUCCGAAGAACUACGCUUUGCGGCUGCACUUGCUGCGACACCGGGUGGUCGUACACGGAUAUCUGAGGAAAUACCAUUGCGAGAACUGUCCACAGGUUUUCCCAGACACGUUCAGUCUCCAGGAGCACAUCAAGGCCUACCACGAGGGUGCUCGUUGUCAUGCCUGCGCGAAGUGCGGCAAGACAUUCGCGACGAAAUCGGGCUUAAAGCAACAUACACACAUCCACGGCACCUUCAAGCCGCACUUUUGCGAGGUUUGCUUCAGGGCAUACACUCAGUUCUCCAACCUAUGCCGUCACAAGAGGAAUCACGCGCCUUGCCGCACGAAGGCACAGUGCAAUAAGUGCGGCCAGACCUUCAAUUCGAUGCCGAUGCUGACGAAGCACAAGCGAUAUUGCGAAUCCCCCGCACCACCAAUUCCGCCGGCACCUCCGGUACCACAGGUACCACCUCAAAGCAUGCAUCAGCUCCCAACAUCGGUGCCAAGCCCGUACCUGACGUACCCCAGGCCUCCGGUUGCCAGUCCAGGUGUCAGUCUACCAGGAGCAUUAUUCUACCGCACCAACCUGAUGAACUUCUGUUCGGGUUUCUUCCCAAGUCCAUCCAAUUUCCUAAACACACCAUUGCUUUUCCCGUCCAAGGCGAAAGAGCGAUUCGCAUCGUCAAGGGCGCUACCAUUGAACAGCAAGGUAUCGCCGUCUACGGCGGAAGAGGCGACCUCGAAUUUCAGGCCGUCUCCUACCAGGCCUGACGAAGAUCUCAACAAGCAGCGGGAGGUGAAGUCCACGGAGAAGAAGAAGGAGGACAAGCCAAUCGACAACAAAAGGAGGGUCGAAGCCACGGAUGAGUCCGCUGACCAACCCUUGGACCUCAGGGUGCAGACCAAGAGGCAGAAACCCGCCAAUGUGGAGGCUGUUCCACCUCCGGAAGAGAGUCCCCUUCCUUCUCCAGUGCCAGUAGCGGAGGGACCUCCACCUCCGCUACCUGCCGAGGAGACUUCCACCCCUAAUGAGGAGCCUGCCGAGUCGGAACCCAAGGAGAUUCCCAGCCCUACUCCUAGGAACAUCCCCGUUGAUCAGCCUCCCAGUAGUACAGCUUCGCACAUGGCUUACCCCAGACCCAUUCACCCGAUGUACCUGGAAGCCAUGUAUCGAGCACCUGGUGGCGCGUUCCCCGGGUUCCCAGGAGGUCCACCUCCUCCAGGAAGUGGUCCAGAUUCUGCACUCUUACCCCCCCUGACACCUUUUGCGCCGCCUAGAGGAGUUCCCUUCCUUGGACCUCUGAUGAACGGACUAGGCGGUGCCAGACCUGGUGGAUUCGACCUGUUGGCCAGGCCGCCGAUGGGUGCCUUCCCAGGUGUCAAGCCGUUCCAGGACGUCAUGUCCCACCACCUCCACCCUCAUCAUACGGGCCAUGGGAAAAUAAAGGACCGUUACUCCUGCAAGUUCUGCGGCAAGGUCUUCCCCAGGUCGGCAAACCUCACUCGCCACCUUCGCACUCAUACCGGGGAACAGCCCUACAAGUGCAAGUACUGCGAGAGGUCCUUCAGCAUCUCUAGCAACCUGCAGCGGCAUGUGCGCAACAUUCACGACAAGCAGCGGCCGUUCAAGUGCUCACUCUGCGAGAGGUGCUUCGGCCAGCAGACGAAUCUGGACCGUCACCUGAAGAAGCACGAAGCUGAUGAUGGGAGUGGAGUCGUCUCAGUUGCUGACUCCCCGGGCAGUAGCAACGAGAACGACCGGGAAGACGCUUAUUUCGACGAGAUCAGGUCCUUCAUGGGCAAGGUUACGUAUGGGGGAGAAGGCUAUGGCGUGUCCCACCCGGCCUGCUUCCCAGGGGGUCUACAUAAUCUGCAUAAAGCCAAAUCCAAGGAUGAGUAUGACGAGGGGGUCUCUCCUCUGGAGGAUGCCAAUGGCCUUUGGCCGGUAGACUCCAAGGAGUCCUCGUCUCCUCGGUACGAUCUCAAGAUUAGGGAUAAGCAGGAACUCCUCAACAUCAAUACCGCCGAACCCGUCAUCGAAAUCUCCACAUAGCCCAGAGGUCGACGUCGUCGUCGUCGCCGUCUUCGGCGGCCCUCGACCGAUUCCACGUCGUCGACGGAGUCGGGCCAGUCCUACCCCCGUAGGACCUCCACCCCCGACUCCAUUGACGCAUCCUGAAGACGGGAUGGGACCAGGAUGAUCACACGGGGAUCAUCAUCAGCAGCGCGCGGGAGGCACUCGUCUCUAUAGCUAGUUCCUACAGACUCGUUCAAAGUACACGUUAUUAAGGUUCAACGAGCUCCCGCGCGACUCCACCCCGAGUUCGUCUAUUGACCCACCUAGCGUUAUUUAUUAUUGCCAUUAUUAAUGAUUAUUUUUUAUUAUUAGCGACAUUAUCGUUGUUACACUUACCGUCAGCGGCCGCGGCGAUAUGAUCGUCGACGAGACCCUGGAAUGAGGGAACGACUUUGUACAUAUACAGAUAAGACGUUAGGGGGUCUUUUUCUAGGACUCGAUGGAGUGCAAAAGGAGAAUGUUCGGGUCCUUUUUCUUGCUUCAUGGAUCACUUUUGUACUCCAGGACGAGUAAAUCGAUGGCGCCUUAGUUUUGCUGAUGAUCGAGAUGACUAUGUCCGUUGUUAGUUGUUGUUUGGAGGGUGCGAUCGUAGGGGGUGUAGCAAAGUAUGAGUGAGAGAGAUAUUACCAGAUUGUUAAGUUCGACGUUUCGUAAAACGCUUAAUUGUUUUUUUAAAACGACGCCAGAUCAUCGUUCACUUGGCUUUAUUUUACAACCUGGGUAGUGAUUUUAUAAAACGACCAAAAAGACACCGUCGUAUAGUUGAACUCAUUAAAUUAACGUCUUGCGUUCGGCGUACAUCAUUUCAGUCAUUCCAUAAAAAGCGUAGAUUGCAUAUUUUUCUGUAACCUUAUAUAAUCUAACUUAAUUUAACCUAACCCACACGGAGAAAAAUGAUUAGUUGACUGCAACAAAUAUAUAUCUUUGCCUGAAUCAUAUAUAAUU
Molecule: messenger RNA, 4558 nt
Organism: Orussus abietinus
Lineage: Eukaryota; Metazoa; Arthropoda; Insecta; Hymenoptera; Orussidae
Product: MDS1 and EVI1 complex locus protein EVI1
Exons: 9
Coding region: 32-3589 (1185 amino acids)
Cellular component (GO): nucleus
Source: RefSeq, a predicted model, not a curated record